AUGAAUGAAGAAAAUUCUCAUUUUCCAGAAAUACAUGAAAUCCCAACAGAUCAACUAUUCAACAAAAAUAUAAUCAUCCCAAGUGUAAUUAUUUCAUUGAUAAUUCUUGUCAUUAUUUUAUGUUUAAUCAUGAUUUACUAUCGAAAUAAGCGUAAACAGAAGUUAAGCGAAUUUGAAAAAGUACCAGUUCAUACUAAUUUGAAUGAAUAUACCACUAUUGAUCAAGAUAUAUCAUAUCCAUGGGUUAACAGAAAAAACUGUUACAAUUAUCAUCCAAUUGCAUCUUUGCAUUCAGUGAUGCAUAAUCAACCACCAAGUUAUGAAGUCCUUAUAAAUAAACAAUAA
Messenger RNA from Heterobilharzia americana, 345 nucleotides. NCBI's taxonomy places the organism in Eukaryota, Metazoa, Platyhelminthes, Trematoda, Strigeidida, Schistosomatidae. The record is from the annotation of a GenBank genome assembly.